Molecule: messenger RNA, 1407 nt
Organism: Fusarium subglutinans
Lineage: Eukaryota; Fungi; Ascomycota; Sordariomycetes; Hypocreales; Nectriaceae
Exons: 3
Coding region: 1-1407 (468 amino acids)
Cellular component (GO): nucleus
Source: RefSeq, a predicted model, not a curated record
AUGCUCGAGUUCACUACUCAUGAAUAUUUCCGGAAUCAACACGCAGAGGCAUCUAGCUAUUACAGCCGUUCGGCAGCUACUACCAUACAGCAACUUGCUGGUGAAGGAAAACAGCAGGUUGAGAUCGUUCAAGCUCUAUGCAUGAUGGCACUGAGAGAUAUUGCAGUGAGUGAUCUACCCAGGGCAUGGAUGUCCAUUGGCACAGCGUCACGGCUAGAGAGUAUUCGUAAUCUGUGGAAAAGCAAGUCAAUCCCCGAUCAGGAAUCAGCAGAGGAGAACAGAUGUCACUGGAGCAUUCAUAUGAUCGAGGCCGUCUUUUUCUCUCACAUGCCACGGGCCCCAACAAAUGAUCAGAGCCGGAAAUAUCCACCCAGUGUUGAGCCUCCGCCACCAAUCCCACUAGAUGCGAACGACUACAAUGCACCGGACUUCGAUAAUGCCGUUGGCUCGUCUGAGGACCUAGGAAUCAACACGCACGCGGGGAGAAUGGUAGCAGUCUGGAGUCAAGUCGCUUGCCAUCUUCAUGAAAUCAGACGUGGAGAGGUUCAGAUACCCUGGCUGCCGGAGUCCACGUACUCCAAGCUCAAUCUUGCUCUUUUUGAGUACGAGGCUCAGUUCAACCAGAGACACCUGAUGAGGAGCCUCUUCCCCUUCAAAAGAACUCCAGACGAGAUACAGGCACACCGCGAGUAUUGGAAUCCAUGGUUGACUACGCAUUUAGUAUUACAUGCGUCUCUCGCCUUGUUGAACCAUCCUUUCAUCCAUUUGGUGGCUUUACGCCGCAAUAAAGGUAUGAGCCAGUCCAGGUUGUUCUUGCAACAGGUCGUGGAUCAAGCUCUAUUUCACUCUGGAUGGGUAUUCUGGCUUAUUGGGAUUUUUGAAGAUUUGAAUAUCGAGAUAUCGAAUCCUCUCAUUGGGCUGGCCGUUGCAGCAACAUCGACCAUUCCGUGGCUAUACCAAUUCGUGAAGAAUGCCAAGGUCGCUCACAAAGCCAGCCAGAAUUUAGCCAAGGGACAGAGAUUGCUGCAACGCCUGUCCAAAACCUGGCCAUGCAUGUCACAUAAACUCCAAAGUCUCCAAAGACUCCAGUCCCUUGUCAUUGGAAAGUCACCUGAAGCUGGUGCAGCUGAUACCACGAUUAAUUUUCCACCAUCUAUGAUUUGGGAACUUCUCGAUCCGAUCAUUCACAAUGCCAGACUAUCCACUGAUUAUUCUGACCUACCUACAGAAGGUCUCCCUUACGUCAGUAUACAUGUCACAACAGACUUCUUGCAUCCUCUCGCGGAUGACGAAGGUGAUCAGGCGUUGAGUAACUUCAAUUGGGAAGACAGUCUCAUGUAUGGGAACGACCUGUUGCAGGACAAAUACCCCGCGUCACUUGUUCCCUUUGAUUUCAAUGUAAACUAG